Molecule: messenger RNA, 1286 nt
Organism: Pelecanus crispus (Dalmatian pelican)
Lineage: Eukaryota; Metazoa; Chordata; Aves; Pelecaniformes; Pelecanidae
Source: RefSeq, a predicted model, not a curated record
GUAAAUCAACACAGUUUGCAUCUGAAGACGUUGUACUGUUUUUCUUAACCACGUUUUAUGAUUACUGGCAAAUAAUAGCUUUAACCUCUCGCAAAGGGGAACAGAAUGACUCGGGCAUGCAACUGAUCCAAGCAGACAGCUCAAAGCUGCAAUCUACUUUCAGUCAACAAAAACUGACAGUGCGAUUAUGUACCUUCAAAACAAGAAUUCGCUUUGGAAUGGCUCAGGAAAUAUUUACCAAGUCAGUUAAGUUCCUGGAUGAACCAGAAUCAUCAGGCGAUGACAUUUUAGUUACAGCCAGCACUUACAAAACGUUGCCUUUCUUUAUUGGUUCAAGUGAUUUCUCUACCACUCAGCCUGAAGAUGUUGUUACAGAUGUGCUACCAUCAGAGCAAACAGCACCACUGCCUGCAGCAACCAGCCCAUCCUACAGCCUCUCUCAGAUCAUUGAACAGUCCCUUGAGGUACCAGAUUCCUCAGUGCCCACAUCUGAGAUUGUUCCUCCCGAUGGCACCGGGAUAGGAGUGCAGGAUAUUGCUGCUGAGUUUGACCACAUCGGUGUGAUGACCACAGCAGCACUGGAUGAAGUGGAGCAUGGCAGUGGUUAUAUCUCAGUGCUGACAACUGAGCCUGCAGAAGCCACCCCAGCUCCUACGCUGAAGUAUGUAACUACCAGCUCCAUGACAACCGCAGCCAAAGGCAAAGAACUAGUGGUUUUCUUCAGCCUGAGAGUAACCAACAUGCACUUCUCUGAUGACCUCUUCAACAGGAGUUCGCCAGAAUACAAAGCACUAGAACAACAGUUCAUGCAAUUGCUACUUCCAUACCUUCAGUCCAACCUUACAGGUUUUAAGCACCUGGAAAUACUUAACUUCAGGAAUGGAAGUGUGAUUGUGAACAGCAAAAUGAAAUUUGCCAGGACAGUGCCAUACAAUAUCACCGAAGCAGUACACUGUGUUUUGGAAGAUUUCUGUGAUGCUGCAGCCCAACACCUCAAUUUGCAGAUUGACAGCUAUUCCCUGGAUAUUGAGCCAGCUGAUCAGGCAGACCCAUGCAAAUUCAUGGCGUGCGACGAGUUUUCCGAAUGCAUAACAAACGAGUGGACAAAAGAGGCUGACUGCCUUUGUAAACCUGGUUACGCAAGCCAAGACGGAUUACCCUGUCGGAGCCUGUGUGAGUUGGAACCCCAUCUUUGCGUCAAUGGUGGGAAAUGUGAGUUAGUUCCAGGAAGAGGAGCCGUCUGCAGGUCACCAGACCAGUUUACAAAGCCAAGAUUGACAAGUUAG